Messenger RNA from Meloidogyne enterolobii, 789 nucleotides. Lineage: Eukaryota; Metazoa; Nematoda; Chromadorea; Rhabditida; Meloidogynidae. The record is from the annotation of a GenBank genome assembly.
AUGUCUGCCCUCGCUUCAACCAAAAAUCAUUCUUCUGCUAUCAAUCGUCCUCGGCACCCUCCCUCUAAACCUCUCACACAAUCUUCUUCUUUUGUUUUUGGUUCAUCAACACCUCGAGAGAUUUCUUAUAUUAACAAAACAAAAGUUUCUCCACAAGAUCGUCUUCUUAUUGAUACAGAGCCUAGACGAAAAAAACCUUUGCCUCCUGUUGGGGAUAAAGAUAUUAUUUAUUACAUGAGACAAGCAAGAUCGAUUGGACCACGAGAUCGCAAAAAGGCAGCUUCACAAAAUUAUGCUUUUGGUUCUUCAACGCCACGUUCAUUAUCCCAUUUAAGUAAAUUAGCAAAAGAACAACGCGUUUAUGAUGCAAAAUUUGAGCGUAUUGUAAACAAGGAAAGUCAUGGAAUGCGUUCAGCAACAAAUCCAAAUUUGGUUGGAAAUAAUAAACCGAUAAAAGCACAAAAACAACAGCAACAACACCAAGACGAGGAUGAUGCAGCUUCUGAACCUGACAUUGUACAGGAUAGACGAGCAGACUUUUUGAUGACUCGAAGUGCUUUUGAUAUGAAAAACAAAAAAGAUGAGGAGAAAAAUGAUGAAGAAAAAAAGAAACAAGAAAAUAAAAAAGUUUUGGAAAACACAUUGCGCAAUAAUUUAAAAUUAGCUGAAGAACGUACAACUCCUAGUCCGGAGAGUGAAUAUUUUCGAACCACAUACAAUUUUGUUGAAAUCAAGUGGGGCAACAAAGACACCACACAAGUCACAAUACUUAAGGGAAGCAACUGAACG